ACUUAUUAUAUAUAGAGAGAAAAGCUGGUUUAUAUAUUUACCACACUUCAUAGGUUCAGUUAGUGAAUAUACUACAAAAUGGAUUUAACCAAAGUAUUGAUGAGUGUUGUUUUGAUGUCGAUAUAUGUUGAAGUUGUAACUGGUUGUGGCCGGCUGAAAUGCUACAAAUGUAACUCCCAGGACUCACCAUCUACCUGCGGUGAAGAUAAUUUUAACGCGGAUGUUCACAAGGACGAUACUACUAGCGGAAGUACCCUUGAUUAUACAGGAGGAACCAGCUGUGUCCGUGGCUGGGCAGUAAACGAUAAAGGAACAUAUUACUUCCGGGACAAAUCAAACGAAUUUGAGCAUGAUGGCUGUGACACGCCUCAGAAAUGUUUCUGUAGCAGCGACUUGUGUAAUUCUAAAGCCUCAAGACCGGUUUUCAUGGCGACAACUGUUACAACAACUCUCGUCUUCUCUUUACUCGGAAAUGUGCUAGUCAAAAAGAUUUUCGUGUAGCACACGACCAAUUAAUUAGUUAUCCGUUUUUGUCUAACAACUGCGCACGUCUUAAACACCAUAAUUUGACCAAAUGAAAAUGGCGAAUAUCAUUAAAAAUGUUCUAUGAUCAUGAUUUAAAGUAUCAUAAUGAAUUCUUGAUAUAUUCAUUAUGUAUUUAAUGUUUCAACAACUAAAAGUCUUACUAUUUCUAAUUCUUCAUGUGUACAUUAGAAAAACAUAUAAUGUGCUAAUGUUGUAGAGUUUCAGGAAUAUAAUUAAAUAUUGAAUAAACAUUC
Messenger RNA from Ruditapes philippinarum (Manila clam), 779 nucleotides. RefSeq lists its product as uncharacterized. The coding region runs from base 79 to 501 and encodes 140 amino acids. The record is from RefSeq and is a predicted model, not a curated record. The transcript is spliced from 3 exons. NCBI's taxonomy places the organism in Eukaryota, Metazoa, Mollusca, Bivalvia, Venerida, Veneridae.